This is a messenger RNA of Anopheles arabiensis, 3175 nucleotides long. It is a transcript of the gene Dfd, whose product is annotated as homeotic protein deformed. The record is from RefSeq and is a predicted model, not a curated record. NCBI's taxonomy places the organism in Eukaryota, Metazoa, Arthropoda, Insecta, Diptera, Culicidae. Gene Ontology annotation, biological process: anterior/posterior pattern specification; regulation of transcription by RNA polymerase II. The transcript has 6 exons. Gene Ontology annotation, molecular function: DNA-binding transcription factor activity, RNA polymerase II-specific; RNA polymerase II cis-regulatory region sequence-specific DNA binding. Bases 564 to 2297 code for a protein of 577 amino acids. Gene Ontology annotation, cellular component: nucleus.
UUCACUUCAUUCCAAGUUUGCAACACCUCCGGUGUACAUUGCGGUGUCCGCAAAGGGUGUACAUUGGUGAAUGCCAUAUAACUUACAAUAUACGUGAUGUGUAUGGUGUUUGGUUACACUGUGGUUUUGAAUUGCGUGUUGAUUGUUUAGAUUGGCUCAAUUAUCUGCAAUGUUCGGCGUAAUGAAGUGAAAAAUUAAGUGAGAAGAGUGAUAUCAACCGCAAUGAGAAUAUUAACAUUAUCUUGUGAUACAACAAUGAGUAGAUGGUUCUUACGAAAUUGGAAAUAGUUUUGUGUGCUCUGAAAACAGUCUAUUGCUCAACAUAAGUUUAUGUACAGCAGACGUGUGCCGCAUUGUGUAACUGGUUUAUCCUGAUACAUCAAGGUUGUGAUUUAUAAAGUGUUGUUCGCAAAGUGAUGAGAAACCCCCUAUUUGACAACGUAUCUAAUUCUUCGAAAAAAUCUUUCACAUUUGAAGGUUCAAGUGAAAAAGUGUAUAUGCAUUUAUCGAUUGCAAAUGUUGUUCUGAAUUGUGUUUGAAAAUUUAAUCUAUUACACUAAAACAUGAGUUCUUUUCUCAUGGGCUAUCCUCAUCACCAUAUACAAUCUAUGGGGAUUAAUAUCGAGCCUAAAUUUCCGCCCAGUGAGGAUUAUGCCAACUUUCAUAGCGGCUAUGGUGUAGGAAACAAUGUAACUCAAGCUGGAACUCAAGACUACUUACACCAUAUCCAGUCUGAAUCACUACAUCAUGCUGGUGCAAUGAGCAUUGGUGUGCCAUCUGGAAAUGGUCUUACCGGUGGCAAUGGUCAUGUUAGCGGUGCCGGAAGCAAUGCGGAAGGAGAAGAAAGAGGUGGUGGAGGAGGAGUAGGAGGAGGUGGAGGAGGAGGAGCAGAAGGAGGAGGAGGAGGAGUAUCUGCAGCAUAUAACGACUACUCAUCUUCAAUGGUGGGCCAUUACUAUCACCACCCGCAUCAUCAUCAUCACCAUCAUCAUCACCAUCAUCCACACGCGCAUCAUCCAUCGCAUAAUGGGUAUAUGUCGCCAGUGCAGAUGCAGUCAACAUCAUCAGGUCUUAUCGCUCCAGCUAUCACAACUCUUCCACCCUCUGUUUCUACUGCGGCCUCGAACAGUUCGGUUUCAAAUCAAAAUUCUUUCCCAACUAACAUAACAUCUGGAUACUAUAAUGGAUACUACUCAGCUUCAACUGAAGGUCAUACAUCCAUAAUGGAUACUCCGCUGCAAUGUGUCGGUACGGAAGUGACCAACACAGCAUUGGGUCUACAAGAGCUAGGAAUGAAACUGGAUAGGCGAAUAGAGGAGGCAGCACCUACAGGACAGCAGCUACAAGAGCUUGGUAUGCGGUUACGUUGUGAUGAUGCCAGCUCUGAUCAGGAUGAGUUCCUGGACGAAGAGCGCUUAAUGCUUGAUCAAUCGCCGGAUGAACUAGACUCUAACGAUGGUGAUAUAGAUGACCUGGAAUCUGAUAACGAUCUUGGAGAAGAUGUAAUGCAUGCAACUAGUGACGGCGAACGUAUCAUUUAUCCUUGGAUGAAAAAAAUCCACGUUGCUGGCGUUGCUAAUGGAUCUUUUCAACCUGGAAUGGAGCCAAAACGACAACGUACUGCUUAUACCCGCCAUCAAAUAUUAGAGCUAGAAAAAGAGUUUCAUUAUAAUCGUUACCUUACACGACGCCGACGGAUAGAAAUAGCUCAUACGCUUGUUCUUUCGGAACGACAGAUAAAAAUAUGGUUUCAAAACAGACGCAUGAAGUGGAAGAAAGACAAUAAACUACCCAAUACUAAGAAUGUGCGGAAAAAAAACGGCGACCAAAGCAAAUCAAAUGCGAGUGGCUCAACUGGACAGUCUGCAGUAAUAAAUAACCAAAAAAAAUCCCGAAAAGUGAGUUCUACAACAUUAAGCACAAAAUCUAAGCAGCAACAACAAACUUUACAAAAUGAAUGCCUUCGAACAGACAGUCUAGAAAGUAUGGCGGAUGUCCACGGUACAAUAACAACUAUCAACACCAGCUCAUCGCAGUACAUGUCAUCUUCUGAUGUUAACAACACGUUACCGAUGGCAAACGGAACCAACAACUCUAGUAACACUAUUCGCAAUGAACAUCUUUCACAGCACCAACAGCUUCCACACAACCAACAACAGCAUCAUCAACUACGCCAAUCUCAAUUGAGCAACCAAUCAUCAAAUAACAACAACAAUAGUAACGCAACCGGCAACAUGAACAACGUCCAACAACAUUCCGUACUUAUAAAAAAUGACUACGAUCUUACUGCCCUGUAAACGCAAGAAUUUUUCUAGAUUUUUUACCACCAACAUCAUUCGAAUACCAUCGUUCGGUCCAGCUUAAAAUUUUCAAUUUAUUGUAGAAUUUUUAUCAUUCUAUCUAGAGAUUCAAAGAGCUUAUCGACGUCGAUUUCAUUAGUAUAAAUGAAAUAAACACUGAACUCGAAACUAGAUUCCUCUACAGUACUUUGUUUUGACCGAAAGCACAAAUUAACCUAAAAAUAGCUUUAAUUUUUUUUAAUGAAAACUACGAGUAAAUAUUGAUGAAGAAAAAGUAAAAAUAUAAUAGCAGCGUUGCAAGAGCAUCACAUAUGUACAGCUAGUAUGUAUACGAAAUUAAUUUUAAGGUUAACACAGAUGCCGAACAUUUGCUCAUAGACCAGACUUGAAUAUGGUUCGUGUGAUGCUGCUAUAGAAAGUGCUGAAAACCAUUGAGAACGGAAGAAAUUAAACUUCUUCAUAAGUUGUACUGAACUAAAUUUAUAAGAAUUUAUUAAAAUGGUUCGAGUCGAAAGGGGUAAGAAAUGUUCAUUCAAAUAAUAUACAUUUACAGUACAUGCCAUAAUAGGGAUACACUGAUCGAUAUAAGAAAUAAGUGAAAUAUAUUUUACAAGGUGUUAGACUUUUUGGUUGUUGGCUGGGCUAAAAAAUGACGUUAACUCGUGGUUUUCGUUCAAAAUGCCAACGGUAAAUUAGAAAAACGCCUGUUUAUCAGGAUAAUUGUCAUUUUAAUUGACUCCACCUUCACAUAUACAAAUUCGGAUGAAACAGUGAUUUAGUUUUAUAAGUGAAGCGCCAUGCUAUAUCUACUAUGUACAUAAGUAAUUUGUAAAAUGAAAAUGAAGAAUGAAUUAAACAAUGAAACGAUAGCGACC